Messenger RNA from Rhinichthys klamathensis goyatoka, 1170 nucleotides. It is a transcript of the gene castor1, whose product is annotated as cytosolic arginine sensor for mTORC1 subunit 1. Gene Ontology annotation, molecular function: arginine binding. Gene Ontology annotation, biological process: cellular response to L-arginine; negative regulation of TORC1 signaling. Bases 129 to 1124 code for a protein of 331 amino acids. Lineage: Eukaryota; Metazoa; Chordata; Actinopteri; Cypriniformes; Leuciscidae. The record is from RefSeq and is a predicted model, not a curated record. The transcript is spliced from 9 exons. Gene Ontology annotation, cellular component: cytosol.
AUGAAGCGUUUUGAUCGCAGGGUCUUGUAACAUAACAUAGGCGGAUCUCGCGUAGCGUUAUUUAACGCGUCCAACUGCACUGUAUAGAAUACAUUUUCAACGGCGUUUUCCUGGUGGACUAGUAAACGAUGGACCUGCAUAUCUUGGACCACAGGUUAAGGGUCACUUGUAUCAGCAAAUCUGGUCUGGAACAUUACACCCAUCCUCUGAUCAAACUGAUAUUUUUAAGAAACAGGACGAGAUGCAAAUUUUUCAGCCUCACAGAAACUCCGGAAAAUUACACAGUUGUCCUUGAUGAGGAGGGAUUUAAAGAGCUACAGCUGUCCGAGCACUUGCAGGUGGAGGCCUCUACUUGGCUCCCGCUCAAUGUCGUCUCCAAUGGCAACGCCUCCAGCAGCUCACAGGCCGUGGGUGUCACCAAGAUCGCCAAGUCCGUUAUUGCGCCAUUGGCUGAGCAGCAUGUAUCCGUGUUCAUGCUCUCUACGUAUCAGACCGACUUUAUUCUGGUGCGGGAGAAAGACCUCUCGGUGGUGGUGGAGACUCUAGUGGAGGAGUUUAAUAUUUUCAGAGAAGAGGGGGGAGAGUCCGUGCCUGUCCACAGUCAGGACGCCUGCAACGGCCUUCAGCGAAACGGAAGAGAGGUUCCGCAUGCCACAGUUCAUCCAGUGCUGAUUCCUGAGAAUCAGUUUUGCGUAAUGAGUUUGGAUCCGGAUACUCUGCCAGCGAUCGCCACCACCCUCAUAGAUGUUCUGUUUUACUCGAACAGUCCUAAAGAGGGCGCCAGUGUUGAUCAGGACAUGGAAUGCAUCAAGUUCUUCUCCUUCUCUCUGAUUGAUGGAUACGUCUCAUUGGUGAUGGACACAGAAGCACAGAGACAAUUCCCAGCUGAUCUUCUCUUCACCAGCUCCUCUGGUGAGCUCUGGAGGAUGGUGAGAAUAGGAGGGCAGCCUCUCGGCUUCGAUGAAUGUGGGAUAGUUGCUCAGAUCUCCCAGCCUCUUGCAGACAGUGAUAUAUCAGCGUAUUACAUCAGCACCUUCAGCUUUGAUCAUGCUCUGGUGCCAGAAGAAGAUAUUGUGAGCGUGACCGAGAUGCUUCAAGCUCAGAGGAAGGACAUGUCCAGUUGAGGCUGCGGUUGAAUGCAUCUUCAGCUUAUAGACGGUAGAAAAAGAC